GCUUCACUAUAAACUAUAACCUUCACAAAACUUUCCAUUCACUUCACUUGGAUACAUAAAGUGUGAGAUAUGGCAGAAACAAAAACAAAAGAAAUGAGAGCAAAAACAGAGGAAAACAGAGCAAAAACAGAGAAGAUGAGAGCAGAGGAGGAAGAAGAAGCACAAGCUGAAGUGGAUAUUUGGAACUAUGUAUUUGGGUUUGUAGAAAUGGCUGUUGUGAAGUGUGCCAUUGAGCUUGGCAUUGCUGAUGUACUGGAAACCCACCAAAACCCCAUGACACUCUCUGAGCUAUCUCGUGCACUCGGGUGUGCACCUUCAUCCCUUCACCGCAUCAUGCGAUUCCUGGUCCACCGCCGUGUGUUCAAAGCAGAGCACGCGAGAGAUUGGGAAGCCACGAGAUACGCGCAGACUGCGCUAUCCCGCCGCUUCAUGAGGCAAGGGGAGAAGAGCAUGGCUGAUAUUGUGCUGCUGGAGAGCAGCCCACCCAUGCUUGCCCCAUGGCACUUUCUGAGUGCCCGUGUUCUCACCCAGGGCGAGAACUUGCACCCAUUCGAGGCCGCCCUUGGCGAGGACGUGUGGGGAUACUCCGCGGUGCACCCGGCACACAGUAAGCUCAUAAACGAUGCAAUGGCCUGUGAUGCUAGGAUUGUAAUACCUGCAUUGAUUGAGGGGUGUCCUGAGGUGUUUGAUGGGGUUGGUACUUUGGUGGAUGUGGGAGGGGGAAAUGGGGUUAGUCUGUGCAAAUUGGUCAAGGCGUUACCUUGGAUCAGAGGCAUAAACUUUGAUCUUCCUCAUGUUGUGGCCACAGCAGCAGUGUGUGAGGGUGUUCAAAAUGUUGGAGGGAAUAUGUUUGAUGCUAUUCCCAAAGCUGAUGCUGCUUUCAUCCAGUGGGUUCUGCAUGACUGGGGAGAUGAAGAGUGCAUCCAAGUCCUGAAAAAUUGCAGAGAGUCCAUCCCACAGGACGGAGGAAAGGUGAUAAUCUUGGAAGCUGUGGUGGGAGAAGAGAGAGAAGAGAAGCUCAAAGGUGUGAGCUUAAUGCUGGACAUGGUGAUGAUGGCUCACACCUUCAAGGGCAAAGAGAGGACCUUGAAGGAAUGGGUUUAUGUCCUUAGGGAGGCAGGAUUCAGUCGCCACGCCAUCAAACACAUUCGUGCUGUUCAAUCAGUCAUUGUGGCUUAUCCUUGAUUCUGAAAGUACUUAUUUUGUUAUCCAAAUUUGAGAAACAAGUAUUCUUAGUGCCUGUGGCUUUGUUAAGUUGUAUCCUGUUUUGAAAAAUGAUCCCAUGGCAUGAUGUAAUGUGUGCAAAAUUCCAAAUGUGCUUAGAUAUGAUUAUGAAGCAGUUGUAUCCAUGUGCGUCAAGUUUUAGCUCACUAUUUUGGGUAAUAAAGUAGUAUGUUUAGUGUGGUUUGAUGGAAACAAGAAA
This is a messenger RNA of Malania oleifera, 1423 nucleotides long. Its product is annotated as acetylserotonin O-methyltransferase-like. Lineage: Eukaryota; Viridiplantae; Streptophyta; Magnoliopsida; Santalales; Ximeniaceae. Gene Ontology annotation, molecular function: S-adenosylmethionine-dependent methyltransferase activity; protein dimerization activity; O-methyltransferase activity. The record is from RefSeq and is a predicted model, not a curated record. The transcript is spliced from 2 exons. The coding region runs from base 70 to 1185 and encodes 371 amino acids. Gene Ontology annotation, biological process: methylation.